Molecule: messenger RNA, 1063 nt
Organism: Tupaia belangeri chinensis (Chinese tree shrew)
Lineage: Eukaryota; Metazoa; Chordata; Mammalia; Scandentia; Tupaiidae
Gene: AURKC
Product: aurora kinase C
Biological process (GO): protein phosphorylation
Molecular function (GO): ATP binding; protein kinase activity
Source: RefSeq, a predicted model, not a curated record
AUGCAGACGGGUGAGGCCCAGCCUGCAGGUGAGCGGCUCCCGGGGCAGGACCCAGAGCGCCGGAGUGGGGGCCGGUGUCGCCCCUCCCUGGUGGUCAGCCCUUUCUCUUCCCUCCACCGCCUCCCCCGAGGUUCUUCCUCUCGCAUCAGGAGGCGCUUCACAAUUGACAACUUUGAAAUCGGGCGACCUCUGGGCAAGGGAAAAUUCGGAAAUGUGUUCCUGGCUCGGCUCAAGGAAAGCCAUUUCAUUGUGGCCCUGAAGGUCCUCUUCAAGUCCCAAAUAGAGAAGGAAGGACUGGAGUACCAGCUGCGCAGGGAGGUUGAAAUCCAGGCUCCUCUACAACAACCAAAUAUCCUACGCCCGUACAACUACUUCCAUGAUGUGCUGGUGUACCUGAUUGUGGAAUAUGCUCUAAGGGGUGAGCUCUACAAGGAGCUGCAGAAAAACCACACAUUAGAUGAACAGCAUACAGCCACGAUAAUGGAGGAGUUGGCAGAUGCCUUGACCUACUGCCAUGACAAGAAGGUGAUUUACAGGGAUAUUAAGCCAGAGAACCUGCUCCUGAGGUUUAGGGGUGAGGUGAAGAUUGCAGAUUUUGGCUGAUCUGUGCACACCCAGUCUCUGAGGUAGGAGAAAGUGUAUGGGACUCUAGACUAUUGGUCCCCAGAAAUGAUUGAGGGAAGAACAUAUAGUGAAAAUGUGGGUCUGUGAUGUAUCAGGGUGCUCUGCUAUGAGUUGCUUGUGGGAGAUCCACCCUUCGAGAGCAGUUCCCACAGUGAAACCUAUAGACGCAUUCUCAAGGUGGAUGUGAGGUUUCCCCAUUCAGUGUCUUUAGGAGCCCGGAAUUUGAUCUCAAAGCUUCUCAGACACCAGCCCUCAGAACGGCUACCCCUAACCCAGAUCCUAGAGCACCCAUGGGUCCAGGCCCACUCUCAGAGGGUGCUGCCUCCCUAUGCUCAGAUGGCUUCCUGAGCCCUGUCUGCCUCUGUUCCUUUAUGUUUUAUUCAGGGAGCUCUCCUGCCUCUGCUAAUUCAUCUGUUAUCUUUUUUUCUUCUAAGAUGCA